CGUAUGUUCUGCCUGUUUCCUGCAGCAGAGAAGUAGGUGGUGUCGAAAGCCUGGCUAGAUCCAACAACAGCGUAACCUCGACCAACACCAUUUUACAAUGAAAUUAUCAUCAUUCAUACCCGCUUCUGAACUGCACUACUUCACCCUUCUGCUGGUAACAGGUCUGUAUACUCCAGGGCGAGGAGAGAUAACCAGUCUGGAUACUGGGAACAUCGAUGACAUCCUUAACAAUGCUGGGGUGGCUCUUGUCAACUUCUAUGCAGACUGGUGUCGAUUUAGUCAAAUGCUCCAUCCCAUCUUUGAGGAGGCGUCGAAUAUAGUGCGAGAGGAAUAUCCAGACCCUACACAGGUGGUGUUCGCACGGGUGGACUGCGACCAGCACUCUGAUAUAGCACAGCGCUACAGGAUAAGCAAAUACCCCACACUGAAGCUGUUCAGGAACGGAAUGAUGAUGAAGAGAGAAUACAGGGGUCAAAGGUCAGUGACCGCAAUCGCUGAUUUCAUCCGUCAGCAGAAAGUGGAUCCAAUUAAAGAGAUGGAGAAUCUUGAAGAGACAAGCACUUUAGAUAGGAGUAAACGCACCAUCAUUGGUUACUUUGAGCAAAAGGACACUGAUAACUACCGUACUUAUGAGAAAGUGGCCAACAUCCUGAGAGAUGACUGCGUUUUUCUGGCAGCUUUUGGAGCGAUAUCUAGGCCAGAGAGGUUCAGUGGUGAUAAUAUUAUCUAUAAGCCAAUAGGAGAGAAUGCUCCUGACAUGGUUUACAUGGGCUCACUCAUAAACUUUGACCUCAGCUACGCCUGGGCACAGGACAAGUGUGUGCCACUAGUCCGAGAAAUCACCUUUGAAAAUGGAGAGGAACUGACGGAGGAAGGCAUCCCAUUCCUGAUUCUCUUCCAUCAGAAGGAUGACACAGAGAGUCUGGAGAAGUUUCAGCAUGAAGUGGCUCGCCAGCUUAUCGGUGAAAAGGGUUCUAUAAAUUUUCUUCAUGCUGAUUGUGAUAAGUUUAGGCAUCCUUUGCUACACAUUCAGAAGACCCCCUCUGACUGCCCCAUAAUUGCCAUUGAUAGUUUCCGUCACAUGUAUGUCUUCCCAGAGUUUAGCGACCUAGCGGUUCCAGGAAAGUUGAGGCAGUUUGUAUUGGACCUGCAUUCAGGAAAGUUGCACAGAGAGUUCCAUCACGGGCCCGACCCAACAGACAGCACUCCAGGACAGGAGAUUGGGGAGGUGGCCAGUAAUCCCCCAGAGAGUUCGUUCCAGAAGUUGGCCCCAAGUGACACACGUUACACCAUCCUCAGGGACCGGGACGAGCUGUGACAUCACAACUGCAUCAAGACCCAAUCCAGAACCCAGCAGUCAGCCACUGACACUGUCUGCGCAACCUCUAUUUUCAUAAUGUUUAUUUUAGAUACAAAAAGAAGGUGAACCCCUGAGCAUUUUUGGGGUGGGGAUCAAAGAGGAGCAUUUUUACCUUUUGUUUUCGGAGCUUGUAAAUAUGUUUGUGCUCUGUGGGUUAGUCGUGUUUAAAUUAUCAAUAUGAUAUUUUUUUUUUUUUGGUCAACCAAGUUCCCCUUUUUUGUAGGAAAACAUUGGUACAUUGGUGGCCCUCUUUGUUGGGAACCUGCAUUCAGCUGGCUAUGGAUCGUGCAAGCAAGUGGAAUCAUGGGAAUAUAUAGUCAAAGAACAAAUCUGCAGUCAACCUGUGGUGUUUCACUCCAUUCCUCAACAGAGUGUACCGUGUGUGUGUGUGUGUGUGUGUGUGUGUGUGUGUGUGUGUGUGUGUGUACGUGUACGUGUAUAUGCUACAUGUGCUUAUUAGUCUGUAUUAGUAUGUACAAUAACGUUCCAGGCAUGUUAAAAUUCACACUCACCAAGAUCCAGACUCUAGUCUCAUAUCGCAUAUCGGCCCAUUCCACCUGGGGGAAGUGAUAAGGGGAGGGUUUAUGUAAGGGCUGGGUUCAGAGGGGAUGGGAUUAUUUGUAAAUCUGUCAUAUCAGAGGGGAAAAGGAAACUAAAAAAGUAAAUUA
Molecule: messenger RNA, 2028 nt
Organism: Xyrauchen texanus (razorback sucker)
Lineage: Eukaryota; Metazoa; Chordata; Actinopteri; Cypriniformes; Catostomidae
Product: endoplasmic reticulum resident protein 44-like
Exons: 11
Coding region: 98-1318 (406 amino acids)
Source: RefSeq, a predicted model, not a curated record